Molecule: messenger RNA, 1851 nt
Organism: Nelumbo nucifera (sacred lotus)
Lineage: Eukaryota; Viridiplantae; Streptophyta; Magnoliopsida; Proteales; Nelumbonaceae
Gene: CYP86A1
Product: cytochrome P450, family 86, subfamily A, polypeptide 1
Molecular function (GO): heme binding; monooxygenase activity; iron ion binding
Source: RefSeq, a predicted model, not a curated record
UCUCCGUAUCAUUCCUGUCUGUUCUACCACUAACCCAUCCCUUAGAAUGGAAACCUUGCUUGCCUUCUUCCUCGCGGCAGCCAUCACAUCAGCUUACUUCCUCUGGUUUAACGUCUUAGCCCGUAAGCUGACCGGUCCCAAAGUCUGGCCGAUCGUCGGGAGUCUGCCUUAUCUGAUCGCCAACCGAUCACGAGUUCACGACUGGAUAGCCCAGAACCUCCGACAAACCGGUGGCACUGCAACAUACCAGACUUGCACCCUUGCUCUGCCUUUCGUUGCUCGUAAACAGGGCUUCUUCACUGUAACCUGUCACCCCAAGAACAUCGAAUACGUACUCAAAACCCGAUUCGAUAACUACCCCAAAGGCCCAACCUGGCAAGAAGCCUUCCACGAUCUGUUAGGCCAGGGCAUCUUCAACAGUGAUGGUGAUACAUGGCUCAUUCAGCGGAAGACAGCUGCUCUCGAGUUCACGACAAGGACCCUUCGGCAAGCAAUGGCUCGCUGGGUCAACCGGACUAUUAGGUUGCGUCUCUGGAGUAUCUUAGCCAAAGCUGAAGCCCAGAGAUCCUCGGUGGAUUUGCAGGACUUACUUCUCCGUUUGACAUUCGAUAACAUAUGUGGACUCACGUUUGGUAAGGACCCAGAGACACUUUCGCUCGAAUUAGCUGAGAACUCAUUCGCCAUCGCGUUCGACUCGGCCACUGAAGCGACUCUUCAGCGGCUACUCUACCCGAGCUUCUUAUGGAGAAUAAAGAAGGCUUUGGGACUCGGAGCGGAGAGUACUUUGAAGAAGAGCCUAACAAUUGUCGAGAAGUACAUAACAGAUGCUAUUGAAGCGCGCAAGGAAUCGCCUUCUGAUGACCUGUUGUCGCGCUUCAUUAAGAAGAGAGACCUGGAAGGGCACCUCUUUCCGAGCUCUGUUCUCCGUCGAAUCGCUCUAAAUUUCGUUCUCGCCGGUCGAGACACGUCGUCAGUUGCACUGAGUUGGUUCUUUUGGCUCGUUAUGAAUCACCCACGAGUGGAGAAGAGAAUCAUCGACGAGAUAUCAUCGGUUCUUAAGAAGACACGCGGUGAAGAUCAACGUAAAUGGGUGGAAGAACCGUUAGGGUUCGACGAAGUCGAUCAGCUAGUCUAUCUGAAAGCAGCUCUGGCUGAGACACUCCGUUUGUUCCCGUCUGUGCCGGAGGACUUCAAGUACGUUGUGUCGGACGAUGUGUUACCGGAUGGCACAGUCGUGCCGGCUGGUUCAACAAUUACGUACUCGAUUUAUUCGGUGGGAAGGAUGAAAACGAUAUGGGGGGAGGAUUGCAUGGAAUUCCGUCCCGAAAGGUGGCUGUCGGCAGAGGGAGACCGGUUCGAAUCGCCAAAGGAAGGAUACAAGUUCAUCGCCUUCAACGCUGGUCCAAGAACAUGCCUAGGAAAGGAUCUGGCUUACCUGCAGAUGAAGUCGGUGGCUGCGGCCGUGCUGCUUCGACACCGGCUGUCGCUGGUUCCCGGCCACCGAGUAGAGCAGAAGAUGUCGCUGACGCUGUUCAUGAAGAAUGGGCUACGCGUGUACGUGCAUCCACGGAAUCUGGGUCAGUGACUGAGGGAGGCAUGAGCGUGUACGUACUCUACUGCCUAGAUGCUACAAUUUCUUUCGGUCGCAGUGGAGAUUUGGUCAUGUUUUCUGCAAAUAUGUAGUUAUGAUUUGUUUGUGUUUUAGUUUGUUUGUUAAUCUUCCUUUUCCACGGUCCAAGCUAUAUUACGGACUAUAUAUUUUGGUCAUUCCAUUUGCACAUGAGACUGUUGUGGGUCUACGUCGUCUUACAUUUAUAUUAUAAAAUAAACCUUCUUGUGUUUUUGCUUGCA